AGCAGUUGUUGCCGUCGUCGGUGUCUGUCAACUCGCUAUCCUCUCCAGUCUCCAUUGAAGAGAGGGAGAGAGGGAGGGAGCUCUAAAGAGAGAGAGCGCCAUGGCCGGCUCCGAUCCCCUCGCACAUCCAGGAUUGGCGAUUGUGAUCAUGGGAGUCAGCGGCUGCGGCAAAUCGACUGUUGCGGCACUGCUUGCUCAAGCCUUGGGUUGCAGCUUCAUCGAAGCAGAUGACUACCAUUCCCAGGCAAACAAAGCAAAGAUGAGCAAGGGCAUCCCGCUUUCUGACACCGACCGCACCCCAUGGCUGGAGUCCCUCCAGGACGCCAUCCGGGAGCAGCUGGACCGUGGCGAGGAUGUGGCCGUCAGCUGCUCGGCGUUGCAGCUGAAGUACAGGGAGAUCCUCCGGGCAGCAGACCGGAGCUACAAACCAGGGGGCUACGCCACCAGCAGGGUGAAGUUUGUGUGCCUCAAGGCGUCAGCUGAAGUGAUCUCUGAAAGGAUGAAGAGGAGGUCGACCGAAGGGAAGCACUUCAUGCCGGCGAGCUUGCUGCAAAGCCAGCUCAACCUGCUGGAGAUGGACGAGGCCGAGGGGAUCACCGAGGUCGAUGCGACGGUGCGCCCCGACGACAUCAUCCAUGACACCAUUGCUCAGUUCAGGGAGGAGCUGGCAUCGACCGUUUCUUCUUAUUUCUGAAUGCAAUACCAUUCGGUGUACAAGGGAGAUCAUUGCUCCACAUCCAUCCAUCGUAUAGAACCUCAACAUUUAAAAACAAGCUAGAUAUGAAGCUCUCUUCAACAUUA
Phragmites australis (common reed) is the source of this 801-nucleotide messenger RNA. RefSeq names its product gluconokinase-like. Lineage: Eukaryota; Viridiplantae; Streptophyta; Magnoliopsida; Poales; Poaceae. The record is from RefSeq and is a predicted model, not a curated record. Gene Ontology annotation, cellular component: cytoplasm. Gene Ontology annotation, molecular function: gluconokinase activity. Bases 101 to 694 code for a protein of 197 amino acids. The transcript is spliced from 4 exons.